ACGUAACACGUGAUCACCGAAUAAUUGCCUAAUGUUGUAUCCUAGCAACACCGGCUUUUAUUGCGAUGACUACGUGCAGUUGUGAUUUUCGGUCAUUCAUGACACUUUUAAUAACUGCAAUAAACGUGCGCAGCUGGGUUUGUCACGAACUCGGCUUUCUUAAUAACGUGGUAUUGCAGCUAUUUACCUACCGCACGCAAGACUUAGCACCAGCACGUAGCUCAUCGCGGAGGCGCGCGGGCGAUCAGCUGAUUUCUUAUACCGUUAGUAAAACGUCGUGUACUGAUUUAAAGUGCCUGUUACUGGCAGAGGCACGCGUAGCGAGUAUUGUGUUUGCGCGAAAAUAAUCGAGGUGUGGUGUGGUGGCUUACAACGCUGAAAAUACUAUUUUUCGUCUCCACCAAUCGGAGACGCGGAGAGCCACGUGACGUAGUCCUUCCUCGAUCGUUCGCUGCCUGCGAUUGGUCGUUUUGAACGUGACCUCAUGAAUAGUAAUUAGUUUGCUACGGCGUACAUGUACUUUGAAGGAGGACCCCAUAUUGAGGUUGCCGCGCUGCUUGGCGCCUGCUUUCCAGCGCUGCCUGUGUUCGAGCAAGUCGGCUGCGUGCCAUCCGCCUCUGCUGCUGUCGUGCAAAUGGAGAAGAGGAUUGAAUUGGAGAAGCGGGGUAAAAACCCCGAGCAGAUACACGAGCUCAACCUCGACAACUGCAGAAGUACCGCCAUCGUCGGCCUGACGGAGGAGUUUGUCAACCUCGAGACGCUCAGCCUCAUCAAUGUCGGCCUCACGAGUCUCAAAGGAUUCCCCAAGCUUCCCAACCUCAAGAAGUUGGAGUUGAGCGACAACAGGAUCUCCGGCGGCCUCAACCUCCUGCAUGGGAGCCCUAAGCUUACGCAUUUAAAUUUGAGCGGGAACAAAAUCAAAGGGCUGGAGACCUUAGAUCCUUUGAAAGAGUUCAAGAACCUGAAGAACCUCGAUCUUUUCAACUGUGAAGUGACGAGCAUCGAGAACUACAGGGACCGGGUCUUUGAGCUCAUCCCAAGCCUCAAGUACCUGGAUGGCUACGACAGAGACGAGAAGGAGGCCGAGGACUCUGAGGCAGAUGAUGAAGAUGGUAAUGAAGAGGAUGAUGAAGAGAACGAGGUGGAUGGAGAGAGUGACGAGGAUGACGAAGAUGAUGUGAAUGUGGAUGAUGAAGACGACGAGGAUGGCGAGGACGACGACGAUGUCGAUGAGGAAGAUGGAGAAGAUGGGGAGGAAGAGGUCGGUCUCGAUUACCUAGAAAAAGACGACAUUGAUGAGGAAAGUGAAGGAGACUUCUACAACCCGUACGAUGUAGAUGACGAUGAAGACGGAGAUGAAAACGAGUCUCCAAAGGGCCAGAAGCGAAAGCGGGAAGAGGAGGAGGAAGACGGGGAGGACUGAGGGAGGGCGGGAAAAGCACUCAACACCAAUUGGAACAUCCCGGCAUCUUUACUUUAGUUUUUUUUUUAAACGUCUUCGUCAUUGUCACCUGUAGACUUUGUACAGCGGCGGACAGAGAAACAAAAUGCAACAUCACAAUCGCAUCAUCCUCGGUACCUGUCCCUAGCUUUAUUUUUCCCCCCAUUCAUUUCAUUCUUGAACAAGUUUUUUUUUUUUUUCCCCUAAAGCUUUUGCUUUGCUGGGUGCCCUUGAAGGUUACCCACUAGUUGCAUUAUUACGAGCUAUGUAUAGGUUGUUACUGCUGAACCAGAUUUCGUCUCAACGACUGUAAAAAUGGUCACGCUUGCAGCCGUGCACAUUCCAAGAGCUGUGUGCUGUUUGGGGGCGCUGCCGUCUUUCUGCAUCUGCUCGCCUGUGAGGGGCGGCACGUGAACUUUGAUACACAAGGCUACACCAAAGUUGGCCCAGAAAAGGGGGUGGCCUCUAGGGACGGUGCCGUACGGGCGCAUCCUCAUCAUCAUCCACACUAUUUUUUUUUUUCUCAAUCCGUAUUCUUCUUGGCCCUCCCUUUUCUCAAUUUGCUUUCAAACAUUGAAUGAAAUGCCUUUUAUUGUCGCAGGUUGGCUGCGAGGGAAGUGCCCGUGCGGGUGCAUUUUCUGUUGCAUGCACAUCUGCAGCUGUGCGGGCGCUUCCACUGCGGCUACCAGUCUUCUGCGGCACAGCGGUGCCGUAGAAGUGUAAAUUAUCAGCAGGGGCUUUGUCCAGUGUUUGGUUCAAUUGUUAAAUAAAGUUUUUACUGAAAUGGCAA
This is a messenger RNA of Dermacentor silvarum, 2231 nucleotides long. RefSeq names its product acidic leucine-rich nuclear phosphoprotein 32 family member A-like (gene Mapmodulin). Gene Ontology annotation, molecular function: histone binding. The transcript is spliced from 8 exons. Lineage: Eukaryota; Metazoa; Arthropoda; Arachnida; Ixodida; Ixodidae. Gene Ontology annotation, cellular component: nucleus. The record is from RefSeq and is a predicted model, not a curated record. Bases 515 to 1423 code for a protein of 302 amino acids.